AUAUUCCCGUUAUCUAAAUAGAAUUCGAAAUAAAUUAUAAAUACUGGACAACGUUAAUUAUAAAUGUUCGGACUUGCGAAAAUACGUGUCUAUGAUAGUGCAAUUCAUUGUUUCAUCGCGUUCAGCAAUAUCGAAUUAUAGCUGCAUUAAAAAUGAAGCAUUUUUUGAUUAGCAUAUUAAUUCUAUCAAUGGCAAUUAUGAGCUUCGGCGUUAAAUUAAAUCUCUUGUACGCAUGGAAGUACAUUGAUUUUCUCUGGGAAAGUCCACAGCAGAGGCAAAAAGCGAUAGAUUUCGGCGAAUAUAAUCCCGGUUCGAUUGUUUUAGAGGAUGUAGACGAGGCACCAGAUGGUAGAAUAUUCAUUACUGCGGUAAAAGAUAAAGACGUUCCGGCUACUGUCAUGACGGUAAGUAACGAAAAAGAAGAAAGAAGUCCGCUUCUGCGUCCGUAUCCGAAUUGGUCUUGGCAUACGAAUAAAAGUUGCAAAGGUAUUACAGCAGUUUAUCGAAUCUGUAUUAAAUGCAACCACAUCUUCGUUGUGGAUAGUGGCAGGAUUGGAAACGAUAAUGUUUGUCCUCCGCAAUUACUGAUUUUCGAUUUAUCGAAUGAUAAGCUGGUUAAGCGUAUUAACAUCCCUCUUAACGUCGCUAAUAGCAAAAACGGCACCAACGGAUUGUUAACGACACCCAUUGUUGUCGCUCCUUAUUGUGAAAAUAUAAAGGAUACCGCAAUUGUGUUCAUAACUGACACGGCGGGAUACGGUUUAGUGGUGUACAACUCAAAUACUUCGAAAUUCUGCAGAAUCGAAACUGAAUUUAUGAAACCGAAUAGGAAAACUUUCACUAUAGAAAAUAUAUCUUUUAAUUUAACAGACGGUAUCCAUCAUUUGGCGAUCGUUCAUAAAGAUUUAUAUUACAGUGCUCUUGCGGCGGACAAGUUGUACAAAAUAGAAAUUUCGAAGCUAAUAGACUGUUCGUUAAGCGACAGCGAGGCCAACGAGGUAACACAACUGGCGGGUACAUUAUCAGGCCAGACAGGGCCGAUAAUAUUCGAGGAAUGUGCAAUACUUUUCAGCAAUUUCCCAGAAACGUCCAUAAUGUGUGCGGAUGCCACCAAGAAAAUUGGUCCCGAUAAUAUGGAGGUCAUCGUGCAAAAUUCCGAAGAAUUACAAUGUAUAAUUGGAAUGAAAAUGAUAGAUAGAUCGCAUUCUAAAAGCAUGAAAAUCUUGACGAACAGAUGCCAACAUUCAAUAAUCGGUGCAAUGAAUAUAAACGAGACAAACUUCCGCAUUCUUUCGAUGGACAUAGCGGAAAUACGGAAGGCGACAAAUUGUUUCGCUUCUUGUAAUUAACACAAGUUAUCUAUAUAUUUAUAAAUUUAUAUGUUAUUGCCAUAUAUUAAUUAUUUAUAAUGUUUCGUGAAGUUGUGCACAUAUUAUACAUGCGUGUAGUUCUAUGUACAAUUCUAUUCUACAUUCUAUUCUAUUUCAAUUUGCAACAUAGGAAAAUUUUCAUUUCCAAAUUCUGAUAUCAAGCUAAUACAGCGAUUUUUCACGUUAUCCUCUUUUGUAAAAUGGAAGUGUUUGAUGGUUAUAAAUUAUUUAAUUGUGGAAUUUACGCGCAACUGUUAAUUUUUCAUGAUACUUAAUUGAAGGAUAUUUAUAAUAAAUAAAAAUAAAUUUUAUAUUGUAGUUUAAAUGUUUCGGUCAUCUAGAUGUAAAAUGAUUGCAGUAUAACAUAUAUACUGUAUCGUACGUUGAGUAAUUUGAAUCGAGUCCACGGGAAAAAACACAGAAAACAUUAAUCAAAAUCAUUGAUCAAAAUUUUUUUUUCACUCACCAACCGAUGCGCAACAGCGGAGUUAAUCGGCCUGCACGUAGCUACGACGAUUCUGUAUAACACACGGAUGGAAGAUUCAAAUUAAAGAAACGCUAAAAAUAGCGAAUACUUCAAAAGAUUCUUACGCAAAAUUUGUAUGUUUUAAUUAU
Wasmannia auropunctata (little fire ant) is the source of this 1985-nucleotide messenger RNA. RefSeq names its product major royal jelly protein 3-like. The record is from RefSeq and is a predicted model, not a curated record. NCBI's taxonomy places the organism in Eukaryota, Metazoa, Arthropoda, Insecta, Hymenoptera, Formicidae. Bases 153 to 1349 code for a protein of 398 amino acids. The transcript is spliced from 6 exons. Gene Ontology annotation, cellular component: extracellular region.